Dictyostelium purpureum is the source of this 492-nucleotide messenger RNA. RefSeq lists its product as uncharacterized. The record is from RefSeq and is a predicted model, not a curated record. The transcript has a single exon. The coding region runs from base 1 to 492 and encodes 163 amino acids. NCBI's taxonomy places the organism in Eukaryota, Evosea, Eumycetozoa, Dictyosteliales, Dictyosteliaceae.
AUGUUCAAAUUAAUAAUUUCUUUAGUUAUUUUAACCAUUUCUGCCUUCUAUUUAAUUUCAGCUUCUGGCCCAUACGAUACAUUAGCUCAAUGCCAAGCUGUAUGUAAAGAUAACAAUCCAUGUAAUAAAAAAGAGUGUCUCUGGUACUAUGGCUAUUUCUGCGAUAUUUCUCCAUUAAAUUGCGAUGACACUAAUGCUUGCACUACUGAUUCUUGCACUGCUGCUGGUACCUGUUCUAAUAUUCCAAUUAAUUGUGAUGAUAAUAAUCCAUGUACCUUUGAUUAUUGUCAUGGUGCUCUUGGCUGUAUCCAUGUUACCCAAGAUUGUAAUGUUGUUGUUCCAUGUAAUAAAACUGCCGAUUGCCAAAGAGGUAAAAGAUGCGAAACCUACAAAUGUAUUUCCGGUAGAUGCGAUUAUGACCCAGUUGUCUGUCCACCAGAACUCCCAUGUUCAGAAGGUUCAGGUGCAUGUAUCAAUGCUCCAACCAACUAA